Molecule: messenger RNA, 1434 nt
Organism: Eutrema salsugineum
Lineage: Eukaryota; Viridiplantae; Streptophyta; Magnoliopsida; Brassicales; Brassicaceae
Exons: 4
Coding region: 1-1434 (477 amino acids)
Source: RefSeq, a predicted model, not a curated record
AUGUUUAAUAUCAACAUCAAGCUGUCAGGAAGAUGCUAUAUUGAGAAGGUGGUGAAAACGUUAGAAAAGGUGCUAGAUGAUAGAGAGUUGAAAUGGUUCAAAACGCACCCUCAGUUCAAGCACUUCUUCCACAUGUACUUGGAAGAAAAUCAUAAAUCGCAGGGGAUGUGGAUGCUUAUGCUGUGUAUGGUGCCAUCAAGCAAAAUGAAGGAAUGCUGGUUUGUAGUAAAUGGGGUGCCCAUCCGGUAUUCUUUGAGAGAGUUGGGUCUUAUUUCUGGAUUGAACUGUCGAAGCUACCCUAAGAACUAUGAAAGUUUAGGUGGUGACAGUAGUAAGUUUGUUGCAAAGUAUUUUGGUGAAGGGAAGAAGAAAGUAACUCUGAAGGAUGUAGAUGAGAAGAUGGAGUCAAUGAAAUCCAGUAAAGUGAGAGGUAGGAUGAAUAUUGCUGUCCUUUACUUCUUAGCCAACAUAAUUGUUGGGAAGACGAAGACAGGUAAUACUGCUGCAGGUGUAGAGCAUUUCUUUUUGAGAGCGGCUAGUGAUUUAGAUUUGUGUGAAACAUUUCCUUGGGGAAGAUUUGCAUUUGAUCAGAAUAUGAAGGACAUUCGCAAUAUAGUGAAGAAUUUAAAUGUGAUUGUGCCUGAAGGUGCGAACAAAGUGUUUCCUAGUUUCAUCAUUCCUAUGGAGCUACUAGCUUAUGAGGCAAUUCCAGCCCUUGAUAGACAUUUUAGAGAAGCUGUUGUAGAAGUCGAGGAUAGCUGUCCAAGGAUGUGCAAGAGCAGGUUCAAGAAAGGAGAUUUGAAAGGGUUUGCACUUUCGGAAAUAAAUUCUCAACUUGGUGCAACAAAGGAUAUUCAUAGUGUGUUGGCUCCAUCGCAUGAUGAGAAGCAACUGCUGGCUCUCAUCAUGGACGAUGAGGAUAUAGACCAAGAUGUAGCGGAUUAUAUUGUUGAUGGUUGGAAAUCAAUUUUGCUGGAGGAGAAAAGUGAGAUAUUCUUUCAGGAAAUGUUCAAAAAAGAUGUCAAUAGCCGAAAGAACAAAGGGAAAAAAGCAUCGGAUCCUAAAAACCAGCUCAUGGAGCUGUAUGUGGGUGAAGAGAAGAACAGAAAUCAAGAAGAUGAAGAGAAUCGUCUUAACUUCUUGGAUGCAGAUUACCAUGGCGGUGGUGAAGAGGCAAAUGAUGGCGCUGGUUGUUCUGGGAAGAAGCAAACAGAAGGAGAUAAUGUGGAAGAGAACGUGGAGAAGGAUAAAGAAGAGAACGAGGAAGUCGGCGGAGAAGGGCCAACCCAUGUAACCAGGAGGACUAGUGGACGAACAAGUAAAAAAUCUCAAUACAAACAAACCCCUUUUACAGAAGAUAAGAAAGGGAAGAAAAGGUCAACGAAGGAUGAAAAGAAGAAGGGGGCUCCCAAGGGAAAGAAACAAAAGACUUAG